Messenger RNA from Sitophilus oryzae (rice weevil), 642 nucleotides. RefSeq lists its product as uncharacterized. The record is from RefSeq and is a predicted model, not a curated record. The coding region runs from base 1 to 642 and encodes 213 amino acids. The transcript is spliced from 3 exons. NCBI's taxonomy places the organism in Eukaryota, Metazoa, Arthropoda, Insecta, Coleoptera, Curculionidae.
AUGCUUAAUCACUUGCGCUUCGCUGAUGAUGUCGUUGUCCUGGCCUCAUCGUUGGAAGAACUUCAAACAAUGCUCGAACAACUUCACCACACAUCUGCGCAAGUAGGUUUAAAAAUGAAUUUGUCUAAAACUAAAAUCCUAAAUGAAAAUGAAGAGCAAGUUAAUGUUAAUGGACAAAGGAUUGAGAACGUUAAAGAGUUGCGAGUGAGCCAAAGAGCUAUGGAAAGAGCCAUAAUGGGUAUCAGUCUUCGCGACCACAUUAGAAAUGCAGACAUUGGCCGACAGACGAGGAUAACGGACAUCGUAGAGAGGAUAGCUAACUCUAAAUGGUCUUGGGCAGGACACAUGGCCAGACAGUCCAAGGAAAGAUGGGCAAAAAGACUUCUUUGCUGGAGGCCAUGCCUAGAAAAACGCCCAGUCGGCCGACCUCCUAAAAGAUGGACUGAUGAUAUCCAAACCGUAGCCGCCAGACCAGUUAUUGAAGACUAUAAAUGUAAGAAAAGAGUUCCAAUACAAACAGUUAUUAAAAACAGUAGAUAUAAAAAUAGUGUUAAUAUUGAUGAGGACCGUAUAUUCAACCACAAAUCCCUCCAGAGCAAGCAGAAUUCACAAGAGGUCGAGGAACACGUGAACAAAUUCUGA